AUGAGCAAAGCCCGAGGCGACAAGUUGGGGGUCUCCCUCCACGUGAAGGGCGCUUCACGCUGCAGCGGGAGCGUGUAUUACGUGCUCCGGUGUGUCGGUGGCCGCGGGUUCGAAGCCCUGGGUUUGCACACGCUGACCCCAGAGGCGGCCCCUCUGGAGCCCUCACGUGUGUUGCGAGCCAUCGAGGCGGUGACAAACACCCCCUCCCAGCCCGGGCGGCGCGCACGUGACGGUUUUCGGGCUCCCACCCAAACCAGCGAUGCAGAUGUGAACCCGGGGGCCUGGCAGCGAGCCUUUCCGUCUCCUCACAGGAUGGAUCUGAAAGUUUACGCUGAGUUGUUGAAAGAAUCUGGCAACCAGGGCUUUAAGAAUGGAAACUUCUCUUUGGCCAUCAGAAAGUAUGAUGAAGCCAUCCAGAUUCUCCUGCAGUUAAAACAGUGGGGGGUCCCCCCGAGGGAACUGGCUAUGCUGUUGUGUAACAAAGCCAACGCGUUUUUCAGCCUUGGGAAAUUUAACGAGGCUUUUGCCACUGCCAAGGAAUGUCUGCAGUGGGAUCCGACCUACGUGAAGGGCUAUUACCGAGCCGGCUACGCCUUACUCCGUCUGUUCCAGCCACAUGAAGCGGCUCGCUUGUUUUUCGAGGGUCUGAAGCUCAUGCAGCACAGUCAGGACUACGGCCAGAUUUCGGAUUUUCUCGUUGCAAUCGUCACCACCAUGGACAGUGAUGCUGCUGUUUUAAAAAGUUUCGCGUCCUGCUUUGAUCGCAUUUUCACAUGUGGGUUCUCGGCAGAAGUGUGGCAAUGUGUCAUGGAGAAAUUCACCAGGAAGGGACUGUGGCACCCAUUCCUGCUUCUGGCUUCGAGAAAAGAACGACUGCCAAGGACCAUUCGAGCCCCAGAUAUAACCCUGAAAUGCCUUUUUGAGAAAUACGUCAUCACUGGACUUUACGAACGCAUGGACCAGGUGCCCCCGUUAGUCCAGUGGCUCAUCUUCCUUGGUGCAAACGUCGAGAGCAUCGGACCCUACCCGCUUCAUGCCCUCAUGAGGCUGUGCAUCCAAGCAAAGGACAACCACCUUUUCCAGUGGCUGAUGGACUUCAAGCCGGAGUGGAAAGGCCGCAUCAACCAGAAGGACGAGGAUGGCUGCACGGUCCUGCACAUCGUUGCCGCCCACUCCCCGGGAUACCUCAUCAAGCAGCAAACAGAGGACGUGGAGAUGCUGCUGCAUUUCGGGGCAGACCCCACCCUGAUGGACCGGCAGUCUCGCUCUGCUGUGGAUAUCCUGAAGAGGAAUAAGAACUUCAAAGCUAUCGAGAAGAUCAGCUCCCACCUGGAGAAGCUGGCUACGUGUUCUAAGGACGUGUCAGGACUGAGCAGCGGUGACGGAUCCAUCAGCGAGAUCGAGAUUUUCCGGCGGGUCUCUGAGCAGCUUGUGAAGUACAUGAACUCGGGAAACCUGUCGCUGCAAAGGAACAUUCUGAAGCAGGAGAUAGUCCAGCGGUUCUUGCGUCUCCUGUCUUCUCUGCAAGAAAUCCCUCCUGACCUGGUGUGUGACAUUAACCAUGACUGUGCCAGCGUCUUCGUCAAGUACUUGCUGGAAAAGCAGAAGUGGCCCGAAGUCCUUCUGCUGUUAACCCGCAAAGUGAGCGGGGAGCCGCCGUUUGGAGAGUGUGUCAUCAAAAACUGUGAUCUCGCCGACCUGGACCUAAGUGCCAUCAUCCCGCAGCUCAGCUGCUGGGACCAGCGAAGGAUCCAGCUCCUGGGCUCCCUCGUAGACAGUGGAGCUUUGCCCGGGGGUCUCCAGAGGAGCCAGCAGAACCCCCUGACCCUGUGCCUGAAGCACGAUGACUGGCAGCUGGCUUUCCUUCUCUUGACCAAGGGCGCGUCGCCAAGAGGCAUCACCUUAGUGGACGGCGACACCCCCGUACACGCGGCCCUGCAUAUCUUCCUGGAUGUAAACGCUGACAUUGGCUUUGACUUCCUCAGCUUCCUGUUGAGCCUCUACUGGUCUGACCCCGUCCAGUUUGAUUACCUGAGUCCCAACGUCCAGGACAGCAACGGGAACACGCUGAUGCACAUCCUCUUCCAGAGAGGUAUGCUGAAACGCAUGAAGAAGCUGCUGGAAUUGCUGGCCAAGUUCGACAUCAACUUCAGCUUGAAGAACAAAGAGGGCAAAGACGCGCGGCACCGGAUCAAGAAGAAUGACCCUCUGCUCCUGGCCUGGAACAAAGCUCUGGUGGAGAGCAGGCGGAAGGGCCGACAGGACUCUGCGGCCCACCUGGGGAGGUUCAUGAGGCCCAUGGGCCCCGGCCAGAUCGCCCAGCUCCGGUCUCAGGGCUCGCUCAAGUCUCUGCCAGGAGGUGUCACGUCCCUGCCAGACGGAGUGGUCCCUGACAGCUGGGAGAGUCUCGCUGAUGGCCACCUGACCCGGCAGGACUCCGACCCGUGCUCUCCGAGAGACUAUCUCAUGCAGGACAUCAUGGUGUUGAUUCAGCGGGUCGACUUGGUUAUGUUCCUGCCAGGGGACUGUUCUCCGGGCACCAAGCCUUUGGUGGCAGGAGCAGGUACACAGGUGAAGAAGGACGCGUUCCAGCAGGCUUCCGGUUUGGGGAGCUCCGUCUGCAGGGAGCACAGCCCCGCUCUCCCAGAGGCCCCGGAAGGACACAUCCAGGCAGGCCCCCGGGCUGUGCAGCUCCUUCCCGUCGUCCAGAGUGGGAGAGAGGACACCUUGGCUCAGGAGGACUGGAACAUGCGGGACGUCGACGUGUGCCUCCAGGACUUCGAAAACAUGACCUGGGAGAUCGAGUGUACCUCGGAGAUGCUCAAGAAACUCUCCAGUAAGACCACGGCCAAGAUCAUCAAGAAGAAGGUCAUCUUCUGCAUCCAGAAGCUGGGCAACGGUGAGUGGACCUACAGCCUGCACAAGCAGCUGAAGCACCUCAAAGGGAACAUCCAGCUCUUCGAAGCCAAGCUGGACAAGGGAGCCCGGAUGCUGUGGGAGCUCGCCAUCGACUUCUCCCCUCGGUGCAGCGAGAACCCGGAGAAGAUCGUGGCCGCUGAGCAGAGCGCCCAUUGCCUGGAGAAGUCCGGGCGGAUCUACACCGAAAUCAUUCGCAUCUGGGACAUCGUCCUGGAUCACUGCAAGCUGUCUGACUCCAUCCGGGCCAUCUGCAGCGCCUACAGCCGGGGCCAGUCCUGCGUUCUGCGGAAGAAGCUGAAGGGCAUCAACAAAAGCCAGGUGUUGACCAACAUGAAGGUGCAGCGUUGGAUCCCCCGCUGCUACGUGGAGGACACCGAGGCCGAGAAGGACCGGGCGCACCUGGAUCCUGAGUACUUCCCCCCGGCCAGCUCGGUGGAGACGGAGUACAACAUCAUGAAGUUCCACAGCUUCAGCAGUAACAUGGCCUUCAACAUCCUCAAUGACGCGACGGCGACGGUGGAGUACCCCUUCCGAGUGGGCGAGCUGGAGCACGCCGUGAUCGGCCUCAACCCCAAGCCGCUGGAGCCCAUCAUCCUCAUCGGCCGCAGCGGCACCGGGAAGACGACGUGCUGCCUCUACAGGCUGUGGAAGAAGUUCCACGUUUACUGGGAUAAAGCGAAGCAGGCCAGGAGCCCGCUGCUGGCCAGACAGGUCUGGCUGGAGAGAAGCUUGGGCAUGGAGCCUGGAAAAGAGGGUCCGGGCAUGGAGCCUGGAAAAGAGCGUCCAGGCUGGGCAAAGGAGAGGGAGGAGGAAGACAAGCGCAGGGAGAGCUCCGUCAGAGUGCCGGCCGCAGAGCGCCAGGCCGAGGAGGAGCCGGACAGCGACCUUGGCGUGCGGGGACCCCGUGUGGGGCGUCGUCGAGGGGAGAGCCGAGCCGCGCGACCUCGUGUGUCCGAUCACUCGCCCCAGCUGGAGCACCUCCAUCAGAUCUUCGUCACCAAGAACCACGUCCUGUGCCAGGAGGUGCAGAGGAACUUUAUUGAGCUUUGCAAGUCCACCAAGUGCGCCAGCCACUACAGACCCCUGGAGCCCACCGUGCACAGGCUCCAGGACCUGAAGGACGAAAACUUCCCGCUGUUUGUCACGUCCAAGCAGCUGCUCCUUCUUCUCGACGCGUCCCUGCCGGCGCCCUUUUUCCUGAGAAACGAAGACGGCAGCCUGAAGAGAACCAUCCUGGGAUGGUCCAUGCAGGACGAGCUGUCCAUCUUUAACUGGCAGGAGGAAGAGGAGGAGGCCGAGGUGGAAAGGGACCACGGGGAAGAGGAUAAAGCUGCCGAAGCUCGCGUGGGCGACAGCGACCCCCGGGUGUACGUGACCUUCGAGGUGUUUGCCAGUGAGAUAUGGCCCAAGAUGACCAAAGGGAAAACCUCCUAUAACCCUGCACUGAUUUGGAAGGAAAUCAAGUCUUUCCUGAAAGGCUCUUUUGAGGCGCUCAGCUGCCCCCAGGGGUGGCUGACUGAAGAUGUCUAUAAGAAAUUGGGGAGGAAGCGGUCCCCCAAUUUUAGGGAAGAUCGGCACGAGAUCUACAGCCUCUUCCUCCUGUAUCAGCAGAUCAGGUCUCAGAAAGGCUACUUCGAUGAAGAGGACCUGCUCUACAGCCUGUCGCAGAGGUUGUCAAAGCUCAAAGUGCUCCCCUGGUCCAUACACGAGCUCUACGGGGAUGAGAUUCAGGACUUCACCCAGGCCGAGCUAGCCCUGCUGAUGAAGUGUAUCAACGACCCCAACGCCAUGUUCCUCACGGGGGACACGGCCCAGGGCAUCAUGAAGGGUGUGUCCUUCCGCUUCAGCGACCUGCGCUCCCUGUUCCAUUAUGCCAGCAGGAACACCACCAACAAGCAGUGCGCCGUGCGCAAACCCACCAGGAUCUACCAGCUGUACCAGAAUUACCGGUCCCACUCAGGAAUUCUCAAUCUGGCAUCAGGAGUGGUGGAUUUACUUCAGUUCUACUUCCCAGAAUCUUUUGAUCGCCUUCCAAGGGAUUCUGGCCUCUUUGACGGCCCCAAGCCUACUGUCCUGGACUCUUGUAGUGUGAGCGAUUUGGCAAUUUUGCUGCGAGGGAACAAAAGGAAAACUCAGCCUAUUGAAUUUGGAGCCCACCAGGUAAUCCUUGUUGCCAAUGAAAUGGCAAAGGAGAGAAUUCCCGAAGAGCUGGGGUUGGCACUUGUGCUGACAGUUUACGAAGCGAAAGGUUUAGAGUUUGAUGAUGUCCUCCUUUACAACUUUUUCACGGAUUCUGAGGCUUACAAGGAGUGGAAGAUUAUCUCUUCAUUUAUGCCGCCGUCCUCCGACUCCAAGCAGGAAAACCGACCACUGAUGGACGUGUCCCUGGAAAAAGCAAGCUCCUUGCAGGGUCGGUCACACAUGCUGAAUCCAGAAAUGUACAAGCUUCUCAAUGGAGAGUUGAAGCAGUUGUACACGGCCAUCACCCGGGCUCGAGUCAACCUCUGGAUUUUUGAUGAAAACAGAGAGAAGCGGGCUCCUGCCUUCAAGUAUUUCAUUGGGCGAGAUUUUGUCCAAGUUGUGAAGACAGAUGAAAAUAAAGAUUUUGAUGACAGUAUGUUUGUUAAGACUUCAACCCCCAGCGAGUGGAUCGCACAGGGAGACUACUAUGCCAAGCACCAGUGCUGGAAGGUUGCAGCCAAAUGUUACCAAAAAGGAGGUGCAUUUGAGAAGGAGAAGUUGGCACUGGCCCACCACACGGCUCUGAACAUGAAAUCCAAGAAAGUCAGCCCCAAGGAAAAGCAGUUGCAGUAUCUGGAACUGGCCAAGACCUAUUUGGAGUGCAACGAGCCCAAUCUAUCGCUCAAGUGUCUGGUGUACAGCAAGGAGUUCCAUCUCUGCGCCCAGCUGUGCGAGAGGCUGGGCAAGAUAAAAGAUGCUGCCUAUUACUAUAAGAGAAGCCAGCGCUACAAAGAUGCUUUCCGGUGCCUUGAACAGAUUCAAGAGUUCGAUCUGGCCCUCACGAUGUACUGUCAGCAGGAACUUUAUGAGGAAGCGGCUGUUGCUGUGGAAAAGUAUGAAGAGAUGCGGAAGGCCAAGACCUUUCCCAUUUCCAAGCUGACCUACUCUUCUAGCCAGCUGUAUUUGGAAGCAGCAGCAAAGUACCUGAGUGCAAGUAAAAUCAAGGAGAUGAUGGCCGUCCUUUCCAAGCUGGACAUAGAAGACCAGCUGGUGUUCCUCAAGUCGCGGAAGCGGCUGGCCGAAGCCGCGGACUUGCUCAACAGAGAAGGCCGGAGCGAGGAGGCCGCCUUGCUGAUGAAGCAGCAUGGCCACCUCCUGGAAGCCGCCCGGCUUACCGACAACAAGGAUUUCCAGGCCUCGUGCUUGUUGGAGGCGGCCCGUCUCAACGUGGCCAUGGAUUCUGACGUCGAAGAGACCAAGACCAUUCUGAAAGAAGCCCUUGACCUCUGCUAUCAAACCAACCAAGUUUCUGGCAUUGCUGAGGCCCAGUUCUUGCAGGGGCUGCUCAUGCGAGACUUCCAGAAGCUCAAAGAGGCUUUCCUCAAGUUUGACAGACUCAACCACUCGGCGGGAGUGGUGGAAGCUCUCUACGAAGCAGCCAGCCACUGUGAGGCUGAGCCCGAGAAGGUCCUGGCCUUGGCCCCGGCCGGCUUGGAAGUCCUCCUCAACCUCGUCAAGGCACUCACGAGGGUGACCACCAACGCCGAGAAGGAAAUGGUCAAGUCUUGCUUUGAGUUUUUUGGGAUUUCUCAGGUGGACGCCAAAUACUGCCAGGUAGCUCAGAAUGACUCUGGACCCAUCUUAAGAAUAAUUACGGACCUGGAUUCACACUUGGCAGAGAAGAGAACAAAAGACCACUUCUUGGUCGCGACAGACCAGGUGAAAUUGGCGCUACACAGACACCUUCUGAACAGGCUGUGUCAGAUCACUCAGAGCUUGCUUGAGAAGACCUACCCGGGCGUCUGCCCGAGGUUCAUUGUCGGCCUGAAGUGUAAGGAGGAGAACUGUGAGGACUUCCACAGGCCUUUGCGGCGUUGCGAGGCCAAGUGCCUGGUUCAGUCGAGGAUGCACCUGGUGGCGAUCAACGGACUGCUUUUGGAAGCCAAGAAAGUGUUCCCGAAAAUCCUCGCCGAGGAACUCGAAGAUAUCGACUACAUUUUGUCUACAGAUAUGUACGGCGUGUGCAGAUCUUUCAUGAAUGUCCUGUUCCCCAAGCAUUUCCACCAAAGGGUGAUAUCCGAAAACCCCCUGGCCUGCAAAGAAAUCCUCAAGCCCUGCUACAAGUCGUUCCGCUUCUACAGGUCCGCCCUGAAAGAGUACAUCUACUUCUUGUUUCAAAACGAGAGCGCGCGCUGCCGCCGGGAGUCCACGGACCUGUGGCUGAGCGCCAUGCAGGCGUUCCUGGUGUCCUCCAACUUCCCAGAGGAGUUCGAGAAGCUCCUGCACCAGGAGGAGGACAACUACUACCGGGAACUCAAGGCCGUGGAGUCGGAGAAGGAGGAGCGGGGCCGGGGCCGGGGCAGCAGGAUGAAGGGCGUGGAGGGCAAGUUUGGCAUGCUGGUGCCCAACCGGGACGACGAGAACCUCGAGAAGACGCACCUGUGCUUCAUCCGCCUGCUGGAGAACUGCAUCGACCAGCUCUACGUGUACAGGAACCCCGACGACUACAAGACCCUCUUCUACCGGUUCAUGAACGUCCUCGUCCGGCGCUGCCAAGAACCCCUGAUGCCCAACAUCGGCAACACGGUGGCCCUGCUGGAGUUCCAGUUCAUCCACUGCGCCGUGAUCCUGACCCGCCUCUGGAAGAAGGCCAUCCUGUGCCUCCCCAGAAGCUACAUCUCCCUCCUGCACUUCUGGGAGUUCCUGUUCAGCAAGAAGGACAAGGAGUCCGGCGGCGUGUUCUUCAUCAUCCAGGAGUACAAGCCCAAGGACGUGGCGAGGGCCAUCCAGGACUUCCAGUUCCACCUCACCUACCUCGUCAAGGUGCUAUGCGGCUACGAGAACGCCCACUUCAACGUCCUGCUCGACGCCUUCGGCGAACUGGAGUAUGUGGUCUCCGGCGAGGCAGAGCGGACCCUGGUGCUGAGCUUGGUGAUGCUGGUGAACACCAGGGAGAUUCUGCAGCCCAACUGCAGGGCCCUCCUGUGCCGCCACUUCCAGGAGGUGGAGAAGCAGCUGCAGUUGAUGGAGGACGACUUCCCGGGUCAGAUUCCCGAGAGGCUGCUCCGGGCCGUGCGGCGGGUGAGGGUGGGCACGGCCACCGUCAAGGCCGCGGCCGAGGCGCUGCAGGAGCUGCUCUUCGAGCGGGACGAAGAGUACCUGAUGGACUGCAGCUGGCGGUGGGACGGCGCGCACGCCAAGGGCCCGGUGGUGCGAGGCCUCCAUCACGAGGAGAUCAAGCUGAGCCGCUUGCUCUGCGUGGACCCGGUGGACUCUUGUCUGGAACCAGAGUACGACUACGACGCGGACGAGGCAGACGAGCCGGCGUUAGAAGACCGAGACCACCUGCUCGCGGCCAUCCUCUUCCAGAAGCAGUGGAAGGCCUCCGUCCAGCGCAAGCUGAGGAGAGUGUGCCUGGUGGUGUCCCUGUGCGUCAGCUGGCGGAGAAGGGUGUGUGACCAGACGGAGCCCUGCUGGGAGGAGGCCAGGGAGCCCGGCACCGGGAACUUCAAGAAGGCCGACGUGGACCGGACCCAGUGUGACCUGUGUGGCGUGAAGUUCAUCCGCGGUCCCGAGAAUUACUUCAGCCCCCGGGAGGCAUUUGAGGAAGUGACUUCAGCAGCCGUGACCUUCGCCAGAGGGGCCGAGCUGGAAGGGAAAGAGAGCCUGGCGAGGGAGAACGAGUCUUACGAGCAGCAUAUCCUCCAGGAGUACCACCAGAGGCAGGAGGUGGCCUACCAGCAGUACUGCGAGUUCUUCCGCGAGACGGUCGAUCCGGCCAUCGACGAGGGCAAGCUGGUGGUGCAGGACAUCGAGCAGAGCAUGUGGAUCUGUAGGCACCUGGGCUCGAAAGAGCACAGCCACAUCCUGCAGAGGAAGAUCCAGGAGACCAUCAGGAAGGUCCUGGACAUGGUGGAGGAACUCUACAGGCGGAAGGCCUGGGCUGAAGGGCAGGAGGUGAUGACACGGCUGGUCAACACUCUGGUCCCAUCAGUCAGGGAUGCGAGGGAAUGGCUGAGGAAGACGGAGCUACAUUUAGAGGAGGAAGGUAUCAUUCAGGACGAUGAGUACGAAAUUGACGUUGAAGACUUCGGCGAGCUGCGUCCGAUCGGGCGCUCACGCAAGUGUGGAAAGCAGAGGAAAUACUGA
Elephantulus edwardii (Cape elephant shrew) is the source of this 9249-nucleotide messenger RNA. RefSeq names its product tetratricopeptide repeat and ankyrin repeat containing 1 (gene TRANK1). Lineage: Eukaryota; Metazoa; Chordata; Mammalia; Macroscelidea; Macroscelididae. The record is from RefSeq and is a predicted model, not a curated record. Bases 1 to 9249 code for a protein of 3082 amino acids. The transcript is spliced from 25 exons. Gene Ontology annotation, molecular function: protein binding; ATP binding.